Messenger RNA from Anthonomus grandis grandis, 1658 nucleotides. RefSeq names its product fasciclin-1-like. Gene Ontology annotation, molecular function: cell adhesion molecule binding. The coding region runs from base 98 to 1543 and encodes 481 amino acids. The record is from RefSeq and is a predicted model, not a curated record. Lineage: Eukaryota; Metazoa; Arthropoda; Insecta; Coleoptera; Curculionidae. The transcript is spliced from 8 exons. Gene Ontology annotation, cellular component: extracellular matrix. Gene Ontology annotation, biological process: extracellular matrix organization; cell adhesion.
AAAAUAAAAAACCAAUGAUAACAAAAUAGUUAUUGAACAGCUAGAGCAUCCAUUUGCCACAUGAUCAGUUAAAGCAAAACUAGCAAUUUUCCUGAAAAUGGAGAAAUCUACAGGAUGGUGUGCCUUUUUAAACUGGAACACUGUACUAAGUGUAGUGCUAAACACACAACCCCAAAGAAGUAUUUAUAAUAGGAUAACCCAAGACGAAGAAUUUAAAGAUUUUGCAGAUUUGAUUCAUUUUAAUGGAGUUGCUCGAGUGGAUUUGUUGCAGAGGGAACUCACAAUAUUUGUACCGAUAAAAACGAAUGUGGCUUUCCAAAGCUACAAAAAACCUCUACAUUCUGAUUUGGCAUUUUAUCAUAUGGCAUCCGGUGUUUGGCCACUAAAGCAUCUACAAACCACUAGAAACAUAAGCAGUAUCAAAGAUGGCCUUCCGAAACUCUGGAUGACCAAAGCUAAUGACAGUUUAUUUAUUAAUAAUGCGGAAAUUAUUCAAUUUAGGUCUGACUAUAAUGGACAGACAGGAAAUAAUCUUGUUGGAAAACAGGUUAUGCACUUAAUAGAUGACGUACUUGAUCCGAUAAUACAUCAUUCAGAAUACUCGUACACAGCCUACGACUUUUUAACAUCAAUUGAAAAAUGGAAAUUGGGUUCACAAAUAACCGUGGCAAAUUAUUUACAUAAAAUUAGGGAAUUUCAUCUGGAACACCUUUAUCGAUCACCAGGAACAAAUACCUAUUUUAUACCGAUAGAUACCGGCAUAGAUCCCCAAAAGUUUAACAUGUUCAAUAAAGAUAUUAUAUUUGGGCAUAUAGUACCACUCAUGGUCUUAUUCACGAGACCUACAGAAAAAGGCAGGAAUUAUGAGACGAUGGCCAAUGGAGAUGAUGUUUAUAUCGUUUUAUCAUUCGAAGAUAUCGAUAAUAAACUCUUUAUAAAAGGAACAACUGUACAUGGCACCACCGAAACACCAAAUGGGGAAGUAUUAGCAGAAAUCGUUCAGGCAAACAUACCAGUUGAUAAUGGAGUAGUACAUAUAAUUUCCUUACCUAUAGGAAUAUUUAAAAGGAAACUGAAACUUUUUCCAUAUUUACCGGUCCUAGACAAACUGGCUGCCGAUCCAGAGUUAUCUACAGUAUAUGAAAUGGGAGAAGAAACUGGUUUCAAUAAAAUAUUUGAAACAAAUAAUGGCCAGUUCACUUAUUUUGUACCAAUUGAUUACGCUUGGCGACAAAUGAAAGCUAAUAGAUAUAAAUACAAUCUUAAUAAUGUAGAUCUUUUAAAAAGACAUUUGAUUGUAUCUGAACAUCCCUACACUAUGGAAAAUCUUUUUGCAAUAUCCAGUGGGAGAAAUUUUACGAACAUUGACUUGCAAACGACUGGGGAAACCAUUCGUUUAUUAGUACUAAAAUUUGGUAAACACUUUUAUAUAAAAUGGAAGAAUUUAUAUAUAAAGGUGGUACGACCAAAUUGGGAUUGCACAAAUGGAAUAAUUCAUAUGCUGGCAGGCCCUAUGGUUGAAUUAAAACGUCCCUUUAUUUAAGUUUUGGAUUUAAGAAGUUUCGAUCAUAUGGUCGAGGAAGUUCCGUAAAAACUGGUGGCAUUGUACAAUUUUGUUGUAAAUAUAAAUUUGAUGUUAAUAUAUGCUUGAGAGAAAA